Molecule: messenger RNA, 4420 nt
Organism: Vidua chalybeata
Lineage: Eukaryota; Metazoa; Chordata; Aves; Passeriformes; Viduidae
Product: zinc finger protein 239-like
Exons: 3
Coding region: 239-1381 (380 amino acids)
Source: RefSeq, a predicted model, not a curated record
CGGCGGCGCGGCGCGGCGCGGCGCUUUACGGCGGAGCGGCGGGCGAUGCCGGCGGGACGGGGAAGGCCUGGAGAACAUCUGGAGGACACCUGGAGAACACCUGGAAAACGGCUGGGAACAGCUGGGAAACCUCCGCGAAACACCUGGGAACAGCCGGGAAGGGCUCCACCCCCUCUGUCCUUCGCUCUCGGCCACCGCCGGACACUGCACGAAUUUCCCAUUGCCAAACCUUCACCACAUGGAGGAGGAGGCUGCAAGGAUGAGGAAGAUGCCCCGGGACCCCCAGGCAGACAAGGAGCUGAGGAUGGAGACCAGGGAGGACAAAUUCCCACAGCAGAACCUCGUGGCAGAGACCGUUUUGAACAGCUCCAUGGUGCCAGAAUCCAACAGGGAGGAAAAUCCCCAGAGAUCCCACAGGAGGAGGGGCUCCAAGCCCAGCCCAGGGUGCUCUGAGGAGGAAAGACCCACCCUGUGCCAGGAAGGUGGACAGAGCUCCAGCCAGAGCUCAGAGCUGGUGGUCCAUGAGCAGGUUCAUGAUGGGGAGAAGCCCCACAAGUGCUUGGAGUGUGGGAAGAGCUUCAGGCGGAGCAACAACCUGAUCUGCCAUCAGAUGAUCCACACCGGGGAAUGGCCCUACGAGUGUGGGGAGUGUGGGAAGGGCUUCAGCUGCAGAUCCAACCUCAUCACCCACCAACGCAUCCACACUGGGGAGAGGCCCUACGAGUGUGGGGAAUGUGGGAAGAGCUUCAGCCGAAGGUCCUACUUGAUCAGCCACCAGAUCAUCCACACUGGGGAAACGCCAUACAAAUGUGGGGAAUGUGGGAAGGGCUUCAGCCAGAGGUCUAAACUGAUCAUCCACCAAAUGGUCCACACUGGGGAGAAGCCCUACGAGUGUCCUGAGUGUCAGAAGAGGUUUCACACCAGCUCCAGUCUCCUUGUGCAUCAGCGGAUUCACACAGAUGAGAGGCCCUUCCUCUGCCCUGACUGCAGGAAGGGUUUCAAGCACAGCUCCACCCUCGUCAAGCACCAGCGCAUCCACACUGGGGAGAGGCCCUACGAGUGUGGGGAAUGUGGGAUGAGCUUCAGCCAGAGCUCAAGCCUGAUCUGCCACCAGAGGACCCACACUGGGGAGAGACCCUACGAGUGUCCCCAGUGUCUGAAGAGGUUUCACACCAGCUCCCAUCUCCUCCUGCACCAGCGGAUUCACACUGAGGAGAGGCCCUUCCGCUGCCCCGACUGCGGGAAGGGCUUCAAGCACAACUCCCACCUCAUCAGGCACCGGCGCGUCCACACCGGGGAGAGGCCCUACGAGUGUCCCCAGUGUGGGAAGAGCUUCUCCAGCAGCUCUGCCUUGACCCGACACCAGCAGACUCACCGGUAAGGGAAGCCCUGCAAGUGCCCCGACGGCAGGAAGAGCUUUGUGCACUGCUCCAACUCCAUCCCCCAUGGGAGGACCCACGUUGGUCAGAGCCCCAGUGACCCACAUUCCCUGUGAUACACAGAGGGAAGACACCUGGCUGGUUAUCAUUUUGGUAUGGCCCUAAUAUUCAUCUGAUCUAUCUUCUUCCCUUAAAAACACCUGAAAUAGGACAAAAAAAGAAAGAAAUUUGUCAGAGAUGUCUAAAGUCUCACCAUUUCACAGCUAAUUGAGGGGGAAUUUAUAGUUUGGGGACAUAUUAUGGAAGAUUUGUUGGUCCUUGGGGGAUUUUGGGCACUGUUCUUCAUCUCUCUGCAUUCCAAACAGCAAACAAUAGUCCCAUUGAAAACAACGCAAUUUUACCCCAAAAUAGUCUCAAUCCCAUCUAUAAAUGGCUUGUUCUAACCUCAAAAAACCUCAGUCCCAUGCCAAAAUUACUCAAUUCCUUAGCCUCUAGGGUGAGAUGGGGUUGGAAGAAGAUUGGGAGAAGUGGGAUCCAAAUUUGGAGCAGUGGGAUUGGGGUUGUGUGGGACUGGGUGGGCAGGAUGUAUUUCAGCAGUAAAUAAAAUUUUCAGAAUUAUUGAUUCCUGUCCCAUUCAUUUUCCAUCAGUUCUGGUUUGUUUUCCCGAGUGCCGCCUUCUCAGCAGUUUGUGUUUGUGUCCUCUUUUCUCUCCUGCCUUUCUUUGCCUGCUCUGUUUCUCUCUCAGUGUCUCCCUUGACCCAGGGCAGCUCCCACCAAAGGCCCUGCCCUGAUUUCAUUCCCAAUCCAGGAGCUACAACCACCAUGGGUGAAGUUUUGAAGGCUGGCAGUGAAAUGUCACUGUAGGACCUUGCUCCACUUGGCUUUUGGCUCUUCCAUAAGAGUUUUGCCUUCAAGGGCAGGAAGAUCUUUUCCUGGCUGGGAACUGGAAUUCCAGCCCCUGGGAGCGUGUGCCAUGGAUCCCAGAGGGGCAUUCCCGAGGCUCCCAGGGUGCUGCUCCUGCCGUGCCUCCCAAGGAGCUGUGCAGGGCCCGGGGACAAGGUGCAGCAGCUGUGUUGGUUCUGCAGUGCCACAAGGGCCCCUGGUUCCAUGAGUUUCCACACUGCCAGCAGCGGUUCCUGGGUUCCCGUGGUGCCCUGCUGUGUCACCAUGGAUAUUUGGUGGCAUGAAGUUCCUCAGUGUCACAAUGGCCUACCUGGCUCCAUGAGCUUCCGCAGUGUCCAAAUGGCCUCCUUGGAUGGGCAGUGUCACCAUGGGCCAUUGGCUCCAUGCAGCCCCGCUGGGUCACCAUGGACUCCUUGGUUCCAUGAGGUUCUGGGGGUGUCUCCAUGGUCUCCUUGGAUCCACAGUGUCACAAUGGACCACUGGAUCCACGUGGCCCUGCUGUGUCACCAUGGCCCCUUGCUUCCAUGGGACCCCAGGGUCACAACUGACUCCUUGCUUCCACGUCACCCCCUCACUGCCAAAAUGGCCCCUUCGUUCCAUGGGGAACACAAAAGAUUUAUAGAAACAUGGAGCAAAUCCUGCUUAACACAGCUGGGAACAUCUGUUUGCAUUCAAAAGAGAGCUUAAAGGUGAGGAUGGCCCCAGCAGCUUCCAUCUGCAACAGAGAUCCAGGGAAAGGACAGGGACAGAGAAUUCAUCUGGGAGACUCAGAGAAUUCUGCUUCCAGAGAUCAUUUCUGGUCACACUGUCCCUUGUAGAAAGGUGACACCAUUCCAGGCAGCCUGUACUGAGCAGGUGCUUCCUGAGUGGGGUUUGUUGUUCAGGAAACCUGCUCAGGCUUUUCCAUUCUUUCCUUCCCAAGAGGAAAACUUCUCCUGGGCCUGUGUGCAGGCAGAGCCCUGAGGAGAGCAGGUGGGACAUGGUGCAGUGGGCUGGGACAUGGAGCUGCAGAGCUCAGGGACAAGGUUCUGCUGCAGGGCACAGGGAUGUCAGUGCCAGGUGGGCCAUGUCAGACAUGGUGAGGCUGGGGCUGAGGAGCAGCUUGUCCAAACAGGGUCAGCCCUCAAGGGGCUCAUUCUUCUACAUGCCCAGACCUCCUAAGGAGACAUUCAGGAUCAAGAUCACCUGGGGAAUGCUUCUAUCAGCUCUUCUAUGAACUGGAAAAUAAAAAAAUACUCACUUGAUUAAAGAAAAGAAGUCAUGAGGUGCACUUUGAAAUCUUCCUCCUUAACAGAACUCCAAACUGACUCCAAUCAGCUGCACAAGCCCUGGAGACUUGAAGAUUUGGAUUCAGGGCUGAGUCCAGGACCCUCAGGCACAGAGAGAAGGUUGAAGAAGCUGCUCAAGGAGGCAGAAGCAAAACUCCAAGUCCCCUGGAGCAUCACUGGGCCCCACUGAGGGCAGGGACUGCCAAAGGCUCCCCAGGGACUGGUGAGAGCAGAUCCUUGAGGCCAGGACUGCAGGGAGCCAAAGGCUCAGAGCAGGGAACUGCAAUGCUGAGCAAGGCCUGGGCUGGCUGGGGGAAGCAGAAAGGCCAAGCCCUGAGCCCAGCCUGGCACAGCAGGGCCUGUCCCUCACGGGUGGCUCGGGGCUGUUUGUGGGGCAGUGGGAUGUGAGGGGCAGCAAGGACAAAUGUCACAAACCUGUGUGACACUCCAGAUCCUCAUGGAACCAAGGGGCCACUGUGACACUGCAGGGCCUCAUGGAAACAAGAGGCCAUUGUGAGCCUGCAGGGCUGUAACACCCCAGAACACUGAAAUGCUGGGGGGUCACCAAAGGCUCCUUUACUUGAGUUUGGUGCACAGGAGAAACACCGAGCAGAUAUUCUCACCAUGGCCAGAUGAAAGAAUAUUCUUGGUAGGAAGGGAGUCACAAGCAUCAUGAAGUCCAGCUCUUAAGUGAAUGGCCCAUACAGGGAUUGAAGCCACAGCCUCAGUGAUACCAGCACCAUGCUCCAACCAACGGAGCUAAGAGGUCAAAAUGACACAAAAUUUUACUGGCAAAAUAUGGACAAUCUAGGAACUUGAGCAAAGGGUUUCAUACAACAUCCACUUCAACAUAAACCUCUUAUCCUAGCA